AUGUCGUGGGCGGGGUUCAAGAAGAAUGUGAAUCGCGCGACGACGCAGGUGAUGAUGAAGACGGGACAUGUGGAGAAGACAAAUGAUCGUGACUAUGAGCUGGAGGAGAGACGAUUCAAGACGAUGGAAGCCGCAUCAUUGCGAUUGCAAAAGGAGGCAAAAGGGUAUCUGGACUCACUUCGAGCUAUGACUGCGUCCCAAAUGCGAAUAGCGGAAACGAUAGAUGCCUUUUACGGGGAUUCCGGUGCCAGGGACGGUGUCAGCAGAAGCUACAAACAAGCUGUGGAGGACCUUGACUCUGAGACGAUCAAGGCCUUGGACGGGCCUUACCGAACAACCGUAUUGGACCCCAUCAACCGGUUCUGCUCUUACUUCCCCGAUGUCAACGAGUGCAUCAAGAAGAGAUCCCACAAGCUCCUAGAUUAUGAUGCCCUCCGAGCGAAGGUGAAGCGACUUGUUGAAAAGCCCGACAAAGACGCGACCAAACUGCCCCGAACAGAGAAGGAGCUUGAAAUGGCCAAGCUUGCCUAUGAACAGCUCAAUGAACAACUCUUCUCCGAACUACCUCAGCUGAUCGAUCUGCGGGUACCGUACUUGGAUCCUACGUUCGAGGCGUUGGUCAAAAUUCAGCUGCGAUUCUGUGCCGAAGCAUACUCUCGAAUGGCGCAAGUGCAACAGUACCUGGAUGCAGACACUAGAGAUCUAUACGCCGAGGGGCACUUAGAUGCAAGAGUAGAGCAAGUUUUGCAAGAGAUUCGAGAACUCAGUAUCAGCGGGACUGUAUAG
Molecule: messenger RNA, 786 nt
Organism: Metarhizium robertsii ARSEF 23
Lineage: Eukaryota; Fungi; Ascomycota; Sordariomycetes; Hypocreales; Clavicipitaceae
Product: The Bin/Amphiphysin/Rvs (BAR) domain protein
Exons: 5
Coding region: 1-786 (261 amino acids)
Biological process (GO): endocytosis; actin filament organization; actin cortical patch localization
Cellular component (GO): mating projection tip; Rvs161p-Rvs167p complex; medial cortex
Molecular function (GO): lipid binding; protein binding
Source: RefSeq, a predicted model, not a curated record